Vigna radiata var. radiata (mung bean) is the source of this 969-nucleotide messenger RNA. RefSeq names its product mucin-5AC-like. The transcript has 5 exons. The coding region runs from base 1 to 969 and encodes 322 amino acids. Lineage: Eukaryota; Viridiplantae; Streptophyta; Magnoliopsida; Fabales; Fabaceae. Gene Ontology annotation, molecular function: GTPase activator activity. The record is from RefSeq and is a predicted model, not a curated record.
AUGUUUGAUGCCUCAACAGAGGACAAUGUUCCUAAAACUCCACCAAACACAAGUACCACUGAUCUUUCCACAGGAAAAGCACCAUCAGCAAAAAAUCCUAUAGACCUUUUACUUUCUGAAUUGUCAGGUCCUAUGACACCAGUGACUGGUGGCAUGUCACCUGUUCCAAGCAGUGCCAAUAAUGAUCCAACAGCUACAACAGUACAAAAUGCUAUUGAUUGGAACUUUCCACCUACUUCAGCAGGGAAAACAACUGCAUCAUCCAACAAUACCAACAAUACUAGUGUUUGGCCAUCCACAUCCACUGAACCAGCACAAACUUCUAAUGAAGUUCCUCCACAUACUGAAGUUUUACAUCAACAUAAUCCAUCAAGCAUGCAGUAUCUUCCAUCUGCAUCAGUAGCUUUUAGUUCAACUGCACAACCAACAAACUCUCCAGUCAUAGAUGUAGCUUCAAAUAAUAAGCCAUCAGUAACUCCAAGUGAAAAAGAUCCUUCAUGGUCUUUUACCGAACUACCAUCUCAAACUACCUCAAAACCCACUCAAGAAACCAAAUCUGAUGUUGGCUUGCAGCCUAGUAAAGUGGAAACUAAGGCUAGUGGAAGACAAGAAAUUCCAGAGAACCUUUUUACACCAAGCUAUUUAUCUAGGCCAGCACCCCUUCCAAAUUGGCAGAAUGUUCAACCUUCUGGCAUGGGAUAUGGCUUGCAGUAUUAUCAUAAUGCUUUGCCUCCCUCAGCCCUUUCAAAUUCACCAAUGUCCAUCAACCCCUUUGAAUUAACUGAUGUGAGAAAUAUAACCCAUGUCUCAUCGCUUCCUUCUAUGGCUUCUGUGCCUGGUGCACCACAAGCUCUAUCAUCUCCCAGAACAGCAUUGAUGCAUACUGCAAGCCUGGGGUCUUUGGUGUCUCAGUCUCCAAGUUAUACAUCCCCAGUUAUGGGUACAUAUCUUGUCUUCCAUUUCCUUUGA